UCAAACGUUCGAACUAUUAUAUGUACAUUUCUUUCUUCGCUGUUUCCUUCGUAACAGAAACUUAUGCAAAUCUAAGAAACGGUGAGAGACGAAAUAUCCGUUUGUACUGUGAAGCUUAGAAUUUUUUGAUCAUUGGAACCACGAUUUAUAUGACCGUGGUCAGAAUACGUGUGCAAUCGUGAAUCGUCCAAAAUCGUACAAUUGAAUCGUGUUUUUAUUAGUGUCUUUAUAAAAAAAAUAUACAGUAAACAAUUACAGGUGCAAGAAAGCGUAGUUCAUUUUUGUGGAUUGUUGAUCCUUGCAGCUUAGGUAGACACGUUGCUUCGGUUCCUUAGUUUUAGUGAUUGAUAUUAAGUUUCUUCUUGUUUCUUACAAUCGAUUGCUAUAACUUAAAAAACAGCAAUAACAAUGCAUAGACACGGUACUUAUGAUAGAUGUAAAUUCGUUCAUUGUAACAAUGGAAAACACAAUGGACACCGUUUGUUUCGAUUUCCAUCUAAACCAGAAAGACAGAAAAUAUGGAUAGAAAAUACAGGAAAUAGUUGGCUUCGAUUCUUAUCGACCUCCACGAUCAGGACUGCAGGACUUUGCGAUCUUCAUUUCCGAGAGGAAGAUUUUUGCGACGGAACGAAAAAGCGUUUGCUUCGGAAUCGUGAUCCAAUCCAUUGGAAGGAAAUAUCGACGCCCCAUGGGCAGACACAGGCGAUUGUUGAACCGCAAGAAUCAGGGAAUUCCACACAAGUAACAGUAGAAGUGCAGAAGCUUCAAGAACAAGUACCAAGUCCAAGAGAAAUCUGUGAUAAAAAUCUUCAAGAAAAUGUUAACUGUGAUAAAAAUCUUCAAGAAAGUAUUAACUGUGAUAAAAAUCUUCAAGAAAAUGUUUACUGUAGUAACCUCGACGAUUUUAAUAUUAGAAAACAGUCGAACCCUAAUUUAUAUCCUUCGGGGAAAGAAUUGUUCUUUAACACUGCUUCGGAUGAUACCGAUUUGUCAUUUUUAAAUUACGAAUUAGGUGUACAAGCACCUAUACCUUGCGAAAAUGUGACAGUUGUUUCACUUGUAUCAAAAAAAGAUUUUCGAUGCUCCAAAGAAUGUAAAAUAUUGGUUGAUUCCUUAACAAAAAAAAUAAAUCUUUUACAGAUAAAGAUAAAGCGAUUGGAAAAGAGAGCAAAAUGUGUACAAAGUAAAUAUUCAUAUGUACGCAAGCAAUUAGAAAAGCAACUAAGCCAAAAAAUUCGCAAUAUUGAUGAUUUUUUAGUAACGAAUAAACUAGCUAAGGAUGUAGGUCCGACGGCGAAGACUAUAAUUAAACUACAGUUGCGUACAAAAAAGACUCAAUAUACAGACGACGAGAAAGAGUUAGCAAAACAAAUUUAUUUUCAGUCACCAACUAACUAUACUAAAUUGCGAAAUGUGGGUUUGAUUUUACCCUCAGAAUCCAUAGUUCGAACAUGGUUCUCCAAGUAUGAUGGUUCCGGGAAUGAAUGAAAUGAUCCUUUGAAAAAUUUCUGUUUAUGUAAUUGAGAAGUUCGAUAAAAAAAAGGGGGCAUGUAUGCAAAAAAUCCCAUUUUAAGAAAAUUGAUUUUAAAGUUUUCAUUAUGGUAUUACUUAGCGAAAAGUAAUUGAAUCCAAUUUUUUUAAGGUGUAUUAAUAUAUUCUUGAAACGUUCUGGAAACAGAAAUAAUGAUUGAAAGAUGAUAUGCGUUUUUAUUUAUAAGCUUUAAAAAAUUGAUUUAUGUGCCCUUCUUCCAUAAAUAGAGUAAAAUUAUUUUUUUUAUUAUUUAUUUAAGUAUAAUUUUAUUUAUUUAUUCAGUUACAAAUUUUUUUUUAUACAGAACUUACAUAAAAAAUAGAAGCUUAAGAUCAAAGUUAAACAAGAAAUUAAAUUUCUUAAGUAAAUAUUUUUAUACAAGUUGCAUGUGUAACUGUAGUUUACGCUUUUAUUUUCUGAUGUCACCUUAUCUAACUCCAAUGAGUUAUGUACAGGUAUACUCAUCAUCUUUUUUUCAAAAAUGUUACACUUCCUCCUCGUUAGUUAACAUGAAUUUAUCUUUAUCAGGUUCGUUUGAUACGAUCUUCGCUACUUGAAGAACGUUUUCAAUCCGUAUUCUGCUGUCCUCAUCCAGAUAUUAGCAUAGACUUCUUGCGUCCUCUCCGCGAUCAAUUCUCGUAGAGCUUGUUCAAUCGUUAAAAGCUCUAAAUAAUUUAUGCGCUUCUUUCAUAGGGAUUUAUUUCAGAAACCAUAGGCUUUUUUUUGUCUCCGUUUACUGGAUCCUAACCGAAUGCACAUAGAUGCAUUAGUGUAUAUUGUUACGUUAAAUUUUCCCGAAUCAAUCUUUUUAAUUGAGCUUAUUCCUUAUUCGGGAUGGCAAAUCCGUUUUCCUGUACAAUUAACGUUUCUCUUAUAUAAACAGCCGAAUCAGUGGUCAAUUUAUUUACGUCACCUACUUUGAUUUUAGAUUAUUUGACAAGCAGGGCUAUAAGGGUUUUGGUACGAGGAGGUAAGUCAAGGUCGGGAAGAAUUCGUCGGAAGACGAUGUAAACAGGGGAAAUUCCUUAUCACCAAUCUGAAGACUAUUCGCCUCAUCGUUCCUAAAUUUCAACAUCGCAUUUCGACUUUCUAAAAACGGUAUUUCUAAGAUUCCUGUCUCGGCAAUGGAAAAUUCAUUAUUUACAAUUUGAAAGUUUACAUCGACAUAAUGAGCUUUUUAAUGAUAAUUUCGUCACAAGUAAGUAUGAUUAUUGAAUCAAUGCCUGUGAGAUUGUAGACGAUAUUAGUAUUUACCAUUUUGCUUCAUUAUAUUAAUUAUAAUUUUAAUGCGAGGUAAAAUUUAAAAAAGAGGUAUUCGAUGACUUUACAGCAUUAUGUUGAGGAACCAUUUUUGAAUGAGGCGACUGACUAUCGAAUUCAGGUAAUUUAACAACAGGAGUGUCCAUUUGCGUUGUCACGAAGAUUGAUUUUUGAGGAUGCGAUACGUCGGUAGAAGAUUCGGGAUUAGCAGUAACAACCAUGGUUGAAUAAGGCAAUUGGUUCUUCAUUUCGGGGAAGAUCAACGAUGAAGCUACUUGCUUAUGUUGACAAAAGACUUAAUUCUGAAAAUUGUGAUAUGUCAACAUGAGAUUCGACUCGCAUGGUUUCAAAAAAUAUAUCUUCGACAUCAAAAAAUGAAAUAUUAAAUCUUAAACUACGACUAUUUUUACAUUUCUUAAAACUUAACUCAAGGUUCAUACAACCUAACAAAUUUGAUUACAAAAUAACUAUGUUUGAUAGAAUACACGAUAGACAGGAGAGAAUUUACAGAUUACAAUCUAAUCAGGUGGUACUUAUUUUAUACGCAGGCUAUUUUGGAGUCCAGUUGAGUCCAAUUUUCCAGAUGUUGAUCUCAUUCAGCGCUUGGAUACCAGGUCGCAGGUCGCAGAUCGUAAUAGUCCUCCAAUAAUUGCCAAGAAAUCCAAUUGCGGUAUUCGUUCAAUGUCUCGAUGACUGACCAGGGAAUGGAUCAAGAUAUGUCGGGUGCAUUUAGCAGGAAAACUGUGCAGAAAUUCAAGAGAAAGAGAUUGCAUCUUCGCAAGAAGCCACUCACCAGCCGGCAAUAGGGGAAAGCUUCCUCUCGCCAUCGAUCCUCAAGUGUUUCGCCGUCUCUUCAAGAUUCCACGGAUAUUUUGCGUAUCCCAUUACUGUCAGCAAAACUGUUACUGUUUCGGCCUAGUUUGUUAGAAAGUCGACAUUUUGGAGCGAGUUCGGAUGCCCGUGGAACGUUGAUCCGUUCUGCUCAUGAUGGCUUCGAUAAUAACUCAAAAUGUAAUAUAAAACCAAUCAACAUAUAUUUGAAUUAUUUAAAUAUUUUAAAACAACAAAUUGAACAACAACUUAAAUUUUACAAGAAGGAAAAUUUUGAGUGUUUUGUGGCAAACAUUGUAAGUGCCAAGAAACAAUUUUUCGGAAACGAUUCUUCACCAAGAAACGAUUAAUUACUGUUUAUUGGGGCUUAUAUUUUUCUCUAUAGAGGCGACUAUGUAACACGAUAUUCUAGUAUUAUUAAUAAUUAUCUAGAAAGGGAGGUUGCACUUAAAUUCUAUAUCACAGUAUUCUCAUUAGUAUGUAGGAUAUUUAUAAAAAAUCAAAAAUUUUCAAUUUUUUCACUUACUAUGUUUUCUGGAAGCACUCGUCAACUAACUUCGAUAUUGCAGAAGGAAGCUUUGAGACACAAUAUGUUUGAAUUCUUUGAACGCUUUGAUUAAUUUACCUAUAAAUCUCGUGGCUCAAAUGUAUCUCUUCCAAUUACAAAAUAACAAAUUGCGAUUUUUGUUACGUCCAAUCAGAAAAAUUGUUAAUUACUAAUGUCAAAUACAAAUUAAUCUCAUUAGUGGUUAUCAUAAUGCAGAGCGAACCUUUUAUGCCUUGACAAUGCCCCUUCAUAUGACAACAGAUAUAAAUAUCGAAUUGGCUAGUGACUCUAGCCAGUACUAAUAAGCACAGAGAUAUAAAGAUAGAGUACGCGAAUCACAUAUUACCGGGUAAUUGAAUGCAAUUUUAUAUCGCCCAAUUGUAUACUAGUAUUAAGGAGAUCCUAAUUUGAAGUUACAAAAAUAGCCAUUUAAUUAUGAUAAUUAUAAAAAUCCAACUUUAGGUACGUUUCAAAUUCUAAGAAAAACGACUGGCAAUAUUUUCUUGUAGCUUAUUAUGUGUUAUGUUGGUAAUUACUAUAAAAAAAAUCAGCUAUUGAGAUAUAGUAUAACAUCACUGGUCUCUUUUGCAGUUUUGACAUAUGUUUUCGUUAAUUAAUUUCAAAUUAAAUAAUUUUUCGGUUUCGAAUCUUUACUAACUUUUAGAAAGUUAGUACACGCUGACUAAGUUGCUUUUUUGCAGUUCUUAAAAAUUGCAUCGUUUAUCGCUGGCUGACUUGUUGUAAAUUAUGACAGACGAGUAGUCAUUCAACCAGAUCCAACACUUUACUCUCGAGUGUGCUCACAAGGUACUUGAGAUACUCAAGUAGUUACAUACUUAAUAUGUUUAUAAACACUAUCGAUGUGCUGUUACGUCGUUCUUGCUUUCUUCUAAUGCUUAUUAAACUGAACUCACGUAAAAAACUUUUGCGCCUAUAAUCAAAUAGAUGACACUCUGUAUGAUCCUGUGUAACCCCACUGCGUGACUUACCUUAUAUUAAAUAAAUUAGUUAAAAUCGAAGUUAAUUAAGAUUCAAAGAAUUGUAAUGUCAUGUGUUAUUACUGAUGGCUCUUAAUAGGGUGAAUCUAUGAUGCUGUAAAUAGAAAUUCUAUAGCAACAUAGUCGAUACAACAAAGGAAUUUUGAUAACAGAUUUUAUCAUGAUUUUAUUGACUAAGUGUUAUAAUUAUUAGUCAUCAUUGAUAACUAGUUGUAAUCACUCGUUUGUUUGCACGCUUACUUUUGUUGCUAUGAAAAGGAACAUUUCUAAAGUAUAAAAUGCCAGCUUUUUGAUAUUGUGAUGAACACUAAUUAGAUAUAUUUUUACUAACAUUAGCUAUUAACAACUAACUCAACUGGAUAUAAGGUAAAUAGAUAAAUAAAUAAAAUAAAUUUAUCAGUUAAUAAUGAGGAUAUAUUAUUAUAUAUCAGACAACAAACAUUAGAGAUUAAACUUCUUGUUGCGCUUGAAGUGUCUAAGCUUUUUCCAACUGAUAACGUAAAACGCUUUCUGUUUUUCAAUUCAUUAUUCAAUCAAAAUGCUUAAGAAUUAAUUACAUAAUGUAUAGGCAACUUGCUCUAUUUAGGAGAUUCGUAAUUUCUUAAUGAAAUUUUCCUUCAUGUAAUUUCACUAUCAAUUAACGAUCACACUUACUGGUUUCUGACCUCUUUGUAGCCAUGUUUAAGAAUUACUAUUCAUCAUACUAUUCAUUAUGAAAUACGCGUUCGAAUACUUAUGUAACUUGCGUAAGCGAUAUAUAGAUUGCUUUUAUUGUGCUAUCAAUCCUGCAUACGUAGUCGGAUCUUUUUCUAAUUUUAUUCAUACAUUCUCAAGAUUUGUACUUUCUGUUUGAGGUCCGCGAAUUUCUUUUUUUUAACUAUUUGGAGACAUUCGAAUGUAUUUUGUAUAUAUACAGUUGUACAUAUACAAUUGUAAAAAGAAAUUUAUAACAGCUUGUUAUAUUUUUUGUUUGCCUGAUCAACAGAAGCUUAUCUCAGAGAAGUAAUGUAUACACGACCGUAAUUAGGUUUGGAUAAUUACUAACGCUAUUAUGUAUUUUGAAGCAUCAUGCGAAUUUACAUAUAGAUACAUACAUGUAUGUACUUACAAAUUAUUGUUAUGAUACCGUAAUGGAUUGAACUUCUCAUUCACAGGUUUACACCGAGUUUACAACUUUCUUUUAUAUCAUCUGAUAAUUUUUGCUGAAUAACAUAAACUUUCGAUGCGCCUAACUUUUAAAAUAGCGAUCUCCUUGCCUUAAGUCUGCUAUGUUUGCAUUUUACACAUCUAAAAUAUAUAAGAUAAAAAUAGGUUACAAAACCGGUCUUUCUCAAAAUAAAAUUUAUGCAAAAACUAUAUUUAUACAAUGCAAAUUAAAAUGUAUUCAGUGUACAGAAGUCAUAUAUACACACACACACAACUUUUAAGCUUGAAAUAUUGGACCACUGUCUGUUGUAUACUUGAAUUUAUUUCAAAAUUUAUAUUCAAAUAAAGUAAUCUUGAAUCGUU
Messenger RNA from Bombus terrestris (buff-tailed bumblebee), 6676 nucleotides. It is a transcript of the gene mRpL42, whose product is annotated as 39S ribosomal protein L42, mitochondrial. The record is from RefSeq and is a predicted model, not a curated record. Gene Ontology annotation, cellular component: mitochondrial large ribosomal subunit. NCBI's taxonomy places the organism in Eukaryota, Metazoa, Arthropoda, Insecta, Hymenoptera, Apidae. Bases 409 to 1488 code for a protein of 359 amino acids. The transcript is spliced from 3 exons.